Messenger RNA from Hyla sarda, 1638 nucleotides. It is a transcript of the gene NPSR1, whose product is annotated as neuropeptide S receptor 1. Bases 210 to 1331 code for a protein of 373 amino acids. NCBI's taxonomy places the organism in Eukaryota, Metazoa, Chordata, Amphibia, Anura, Hylidae. The record is from RefSeq and is a predicted model, not a curated record. Gene Ontology annotation, cellular component: membrane; cytoplasm. Gene Ontology annotation, biological process: neuropeptide signaling pathway; positive regulation of release of sequestered calcium ion into cytosol. The transcript is spliced from 9 exons. Gene Ontology annotation, molecular function: neuropeptide receptor activity; vasopressin receptor activity.
UAUUACAGAGCACUGUCUGUCAAUAUUGACAAGUACAGCUUGAGAGAGGCUUCUGAUGCUGCACAAAUGAAGCUGUUCUCCAGCUCUAUGCCUCAGUUAGCCAGCAGUAGAGCAUAGAGACUGUGUUCACGUUUGUCCUUUUCAUUUUUCUGCAUCGGAUUCACUCCAAAGACAGGCUGCGGUUAGCUGCUGCACAGCCAGAUCCUGCAAUGCAAGUUAGUUUUACUGAACCAAGUGUCAAUACAAAUGGUAGCACAGGAAGCUCAAAUUUCAUUAUUACAUCUUGCUUGUCAACAACUUCAUCAACAGAUGGGGAAGAUGACUGGCAAUCCUUCUACACCUCCUUUAAGACUGAACAGCUCAUUACGCUUUGGAUUUUGUUUGUCUUUAUCAUGGUUGGAAAUUCAGUAGUCUUGUACCUUACAUGGAAGGAGAGGAUUCGAAGGAGAAAGUCUCGCAUGACAUUUUUUGUUACGCAACUCGCAAUUACAGAUGCCCUGACAGGUUUGAUAAGCAUCUUGACCGACAUUAUCUGGAGGUUUACUGGUGAUUUCUUAGCACCAGAUAUUGUUUGUAGAGUAAUUCGAUACCUGCAGGUCGUACUUCUGUAUGCAUCUACUUAUGUGCUGGUAUCACUCAGCAUAGACAGAUAUCAUGCUAUCAUUCAUCCAAUGAAAUUCCUUCAAGGAGAGAGACAAGCUAAAGUUCUUAUAGUAGUUGCCUGGACUCUUUCCUUCCUAUUUUCAACUCCAACUUUGAUUAUAUUUGGAAAGUAUAAACUUGCCAAUGGAGAAAUUCAGUGUUGGGCUCUUUGGCCGGAUGAGUCUUACUGGAAACCAUACAUGACAAUUGUGUCCUUCUUGGUAUAUUUUAUUCCACUGUUAAUUAUUAGUGUCAUUUAUUUCAUUGUGAUAAGAACUAUUUGGGCAAAGAGCAAGGCACAUGCAGUUAUCGUUUCCAACUGUUCUGAUGGUAAUUUUUCUACCAGUUACAGUCAUCGAGGACUUAUAUCAAAGGCAAAAAUGAAAGCAAUAAAAUAUAGCAUCGUUGUCAUUCUUGCAUUCAUAUUUUGUUGGAGUCCAUACUUUCUUUUUGACAUUUUGGACAAUUAUGAAAUGUUACCGAUGACCAAGGAACGCAUCUAUGCAUCAGUGAUCAUUCAGAAUUUGCCAGUUUUGAACAGCGCUGUCAACCCAAUCAUUUACUGCGUGUUCAGCAACAGACAUUGCCGAUUAUCCAGGGAUCGAAGUUCAGGAAACUUCCCUGGCACCCUCAGAGAUAAAACUGAAGGCGUAGAAAUGCAGGUGGUAUCCAGGCCAGAAUGCAUCUGAAAUAUGAACUAUUGAUAAUGAGUGUCAGUACAGUAUGCUUUUAUACCAGCGCAUAAAACAACAUGUAAAAUUGUAUGAUGGAUCAGAUACAAUUAUAUAAUAAAAUGUUCUUCUGUGAAAAGACUUUUACUUACUGAAAUCCUUUUUAAAAUGUUAUUAUUCCUGUGAUGUUUUAGUCAAUUGAUCAUGAUCUCUUCGGAACAAAUGAUUUUGUCCUAUUUGUAUAUAAUUUACAUACAGGAUAAUGGAUACAAACAGGAUAAUGGAUACAAGUAUACCCAUGCAUUUCACCACAGCAUAUGGGGGA